This is a messenger RNA of Cricetulus griseus (Chinese hamster), 1140 nucleotides long. The record is from RefSeq and is a predicted model, not a curated record. Lineage: Eukaryota; Metazoa; Chordata; Mammalia; Rodentia; Cricetidae.
AUGGCUGAAGAUGGAUCACCCAAAAUUUAUGCUCAUCCACCAAGAGAAACCAGUAAAACACCAACAGAAGCAGCCAUUUUCUUCGGGGCUGACAACACCAUUCCUAAAUCAGAAACAACAAUUACCUCUGAAGGAGACCACAUUACUUCAGUAAAUGACUGCACACCAGAUGGUGAUUUUUCUACUACAGCCAACAAGCUCACACCUACAAAGGAAAAAGUCAAGUUAGAAGAUGAUAUUGAGGCCACUCUGAAGUCAACAACUCCUCAAGAGAAAGAAAUUACUGCUCCAACUGAAACUACAAACUCAAAAGUGGAGUCGAUUACUGAAAAUUUCAUUCCAGUGAAAAUGGUAAACAUCUCAACCCCAGUUGCUACUGUUUCUUUAAUAGAUUUUUCUAGUAACAUGGCAAAAGAAGAUAUCCUCUUAACCACCACUGACACAGAAGACGAGCUCUCUGGCACCUUGCAGGACAACCCUGCCAAUUUGAGGGACACUUCUGCACUUCCAGAUGAAAAAACAAAAACUGAGACUAGUUCCUCAACCACUUGCAACAAUCCUGAUGAUGGAGCUGUUCAGGUCACUGACUCCUUAAGUCCUGAGGCUGAGAUACCUCCCUCUACUGAAAAAGAGGUUACCACCACUCCAGACAUAACCAAAGUUACAGAAGAGAAUAUAACUGAAAUUGACCUGAUUGUUUCAGAGGAUAGCCCCAAAGCUGUGACUAAAUUAACUGACUCAGAUGAGGAAAAAUUUAUCACUGUUUUUGAACUCACUAACUCUGCUGAAAAAGCCAAAGAUAACCCAGAAGAUACUUUUACUGAUGAGGAAUCGACUGAUGGAGCUAAUGAUUGGAUGGAUAAAGAGACUCUGAAUGAAGUAGAGACCCAUUCUGUGUUGCUUACUGCUGUUGAAUCCAGGUAUGACUUCAUUGUCCCUGCCUCAGAAGCUACAGACCUCAUGGAGGAACCAACCACUGACACACCAGAAGAUCUGUGUGAAAAUGAUAUAACAGAAUCUGUAACUAAGGUCCCAGAGGAGUUUCCUGAAGUGACCUCUACACACAAGGAGGACUCUUCUACCCCUAACACGGGUAUCUUCAAAUUGCUGAAAGAAGAUCCUGAUGAACUAAUGAUGUAG